AUGCCGCCCAAAGGCCAGGAAGGUGACAGCAGUGUUGGCACCGAGAGCAACUCUAAUUCCUUCUUCACCGUCCCCGCACCUAUCAAGCGCCUCUUCGACAAGUUCCCGUUGACCACCUAUCCCGCCAGCGAGCUCCCUCAACGGUCUCAGCCGAACACUGCCAACCAGUUGUUCGUUUUCACUGACACGCGCGGAGCACGACAUGGCCGACCUUCUUUUAAUCCACAAUGUCUCAAAUGGCAGGCCUACCUGAAAUUCGUCGGAAUCGACUUCGAUAUCACCGCGUCCAACAACCACGCAUCGCCCACUGGUGCCCUUCCAUUCCUCCUUCCUGCGCUUCCGACAGACACAUUGAACCCAAUUCCAUCACACAAGCUCCAGAAGUGGGCCAUUGAACAAGUUCACUGCGAGGAGGAACAACAACUGAACCUCCGGUUUGAGGUGUAUGCCUCGCUUUUGGAUCACCGGAUACGCCAUGCUUGGUUAUACAUGCUCUACUUGGACAGCGAGAACUUCGACGCCGUCGCCCGCCGACUCUACGUGGAACCCGCAACAACCAACACCAUCGUGCGCGCCGCUCUGAGCCACCAGCUCCAGCAAGCCGCCCGCGAUGAGCUCCUCAAAAACUCACGAUACAUCGAUGCCGCCGACCUGGAGGGCGAUGCGAGUGGCGCAUUCGAGGCGUUAUCCACACUACUCGGGGAGGACGAGCACUUCUUCAGCCGGCCAAACCCAGGACUCUUCGAUGCCAGUGUUUUCGCCUAUACGCAUCUGAUCCUGGAUGACACGCUAGGUUGGAAAAAGAACCGGCUAGCCCAGCUGCUCAGGGAACAUCCCAACCUUGUACAACACCGCGACAGACUACUCAAAUUUUUCUAA
Messenger RNA from Penicillium antarcticum, 879 nucleotides. RefSeq names its product putative mitochondrial outer membrane protein (Sam35). The record is from RefSeq and is a predicted model, not a curated record. Gene Ontology annotation, biological process: mitochondrion organization. The transcript is spliced from 3 exons. The coding region runs from base 1 to 879 and encodes 292 amino acids. Lineage: Eukaryota; Fungi; Ascomycota; Eurotiomycetes; Eurotiales; Aspergillaceae. Gene Ontology annotation, cellular component: SAM complex.